AUGUAUGUUACUGGUAUCGAUCUUGUUGCAGGAGGUAAGAGCAAGAAGACCAAGCGCACUGCGCCCAAGUCCGAUGAUAUUUAUCUCAAGCUUCUCGUCAAGCUGUACCGCUUUCUUGUCCGGAGAACUGGAAGCAAGUUCAAUGCGGUCAUUCUCAAACGUCUCUUCAUGAGCAAAGUCAACAAGGCACCACUUUCUCUCUCAAGGUUGAUUCGUUAUAUGCAAGGAAAGGACAACAAGAUUGCUGUGGUUGUGGGGACUGUGACAGAUGAUAUUCGCGUUUAUGAAGUUCCUCAAUUGAAGGUUACAGCACUCAGGUUUACUGAGACUGCAAGGGCCAGGAUUGAGAAGGCAGGAGGAGAGUGCCUAACAUUAGAUCAGCUUGCUUUGAGGGCACCAUUGGGUCAGAAUGUGGUUCUCCUCAGAGGACCAAAGAAUGCACGUGAAGCAGUGAAACACUUUGGUCCAGCGCCUGGUGUGCCACACAGUCACACCAAACCUUAUGUCCGAUCAAAGGGAAGGAAGUUUGAGAAGGCUAGAGGAAAGAGAAACAGCAAGGGAUUUAGGGUUUGA
This is a messenger RNA of Prunus armeniaca (apricot), 573 nucleotides long. The record is from the annotation of a GenBank genome assembly. Lineage: Eukaryota; Viridiplantae; Streptophyta; Magnoliopsida; Rosales; Rosaceae.